AUGCGGGGAAACUCACGUUCAAUAGAUGCGAGACGGCAUGAAGAAACCCCUCACCAUCCCCCUUCUCAACACUCUCAAGGUCGGGGACACCAAACUGAAGAGCGACUGUCGCGAAGCGCCCAAGAAUCUAGACAGAGAAAAAUGCAGCAGAGAGAGGAAGCUAGGAAAGCCGGAUAUACCCAAUAUCCUCAGCCCUGGCCCCCAAAAACAGUAUCUGAAUGGAACGAAUACCACCGCCUGCAGAGCAUUCACGAAGCCGAAAGAGACGCAUAUUAUAAAGCGUUUCACGAUCAGGUUGCAGCUUGCGCAUUGGAAAAAAACAGCAAACAUCCAUAUAGUCAGUGGCCUAUUGCCUUAGCUGGACAUGCUGCACUCGAACAGCCUGCUCUUAACUGGAAGGAAGGGGCGCAAAAUCAUGGAAAUGCUCGACAGGCAUUUGUGGAUAGAUACCCACACAGUUAUCCAAGCCCCCAGGAUAAUGAAAACCAUCGAAAAAUUGCUCAAAAUCAAUUUUUGGAUGCUGAACAUGCCCAGCAGAGAUUGAACAUUCACAGGCAAUAUGGAUCUGCAAAUACACCACCCGUCUUUAAUCAAGACGAAUUCCCUCCUCUGCACUGA
Botrytis sinoallii is the source of this 618-nucleotide messenger RNA. RefSeq lists its product as uncharacterized. NCBI's taxonomy places the organism in Eukaryota, Fungi, Ascomycota, Leotiomycetes, Helotiales, Sclerotiniaceae. The record is from RefSeq and is a predicted model, not a curated record. The transcript is spliced from 4 exons. The coding region runs from base 1 to 618 and encodes 205 amino acids.